GUGACUUCAACUUGUUACUGUACAUACUCCAUAUCCUCGGUCCGACCCUUUUUUUUUGAAAGUCGUGUCGUGAAUUGUGUCGACAACUGCGCACGCUUGUCGUCUAGUUCCGUUAUCCCAUCGCGACCUCGCACACAUACACACACACACACACACGAACCGCAGCGAUGGCAUUUCCUGGAAUGUAUACGCCCCCGGGCGCAGGCGGCGCGGCAGGUGGUGCCGGAGGACUGAGCGAGGAAGAACAAGUGUGGGUGAAGAGGUUUCAACGAGGGUCCGAAAGUUGUGUCGCCAAAUCGAUCAUGGCGGGUGCGAUGGGUGGCGCGCUGGGAGGAGCUUUUGGUCUUUUCAUGUCGAGUAUGGCCUACGAUACUCCCCUGUCACCUCAAGGACAACAAAUCACCUCGUUACCCGUCAAGGAACAACUGAAACGAGGAUUGAAAGACAUGGGGGCAAAGUCAUGGUCGUCGGCCAAGAAUUUCGCCAUGAUCGGCGGCAUCUACUCGGGAGUCGAGUGCGGUAUAGAGAGCUUCCGAGCGAAGUCGGAUCUACAAAACUCGGCCAUGGCAGGGUGCAUCACGGGAGCAGGUCUGGCUUACAAGGCCGGCCCGCAGGCGGCGUUGUUCGGGUGCGCGGGUUUCGCGGCCUUUUCCACCGCCAUUGACGCUUGGAUGCGGAUGCCGGAGAGUGAUUGAAUUGGUCUGGUUUGAACGAAAAGGGGAAAAAACAGAACAGAAAUCACAACAAGGCACGGUACGCAUCAGGGAAGUCUUUUCUGGCUGCUCUGGCAUGCCGGCGUUUUAGGAGGACUGGGGGAGCCGACAAGCUCGUGUACAACAACAACAACAACGACGACGACGACAAUCAAAAUCUCGACCGACAAUACGGAGUAUUGAAAUGGGGCUAAAGGAAAGGUUACCUACCUUCCCACCUGAGGUAGGUACCUAAAGACAUGGUGCCGCCGGAGAGAACGAGGUUAUCGCUUGUGAAACAAGCAUUUUCCCUUUUUUUUUAUUAGCGAAAGCGAAAGCAUUGGCCCGGAGUUCAGGAGGAUAUGGAGCUUGUUCUUCCUUCAAUCAGUUUCCUCGGACGGAAAUCUACACUCCAGUUUUUGGGUGGGCGGUAGAAGGAAACGAUAUGGCGUUGAAUUGAGAGGUCCCCCCCUUUUUUUUAACUGAUUGGGCUGUUUAUACCUCAUUCGACUAGGAACGCAUAGGGUCACGAAGGUGAAGGAGGUGAAUCUCGACUUUUUCUUUCUCUCUUUCUCAAUGGGCACGAACAAGGGCACAAAGGUGUGGUGCUUGAUUAAACCAAAAUUAGAUGAACCUCUAUUUCUCCAAAGACGAUGAUGAUUUUCAACCUGCAAAUUCGACAUGGACAUUGCGAGGGAUGGGUAAAAAGUAAAACCUUUCUGAGACGGUUUGUACCCUCGCAGACACGAUCAAAACGUUUUGACGAAGGGAAAAAAGCCCAGUCGUGACUUG
Molecule: messenger RNA, 1484 nt
Organism: Exophiala oligosperma
Lineage: Eukaryota; Fungi; Ascomycota; Eurotiomycetes; Chaetothyriales; Herpotrichiellaceae
Exons: 2
Coding region: 168-695 (175 amino acids)
Biological process (GO): protein insertion into mitochondrial inner membrane
Cellular component (GO): TIM22 mitochondrial import inner membrane insertion complex
Molecular function (GO): transmembrane protein transporter activity
Source: RefSeq, a predicted model, not a curated record